GAAGGAUAAAUGGCGUGCGUCUGGAGUUGAUAAAUUGCAAAGCUUCACGAAAGUACAAUGUGAGAUUCCUCGGGUUCCGAUUCCCAGUUGACAGCAGCCACGGCACAAGUUUCCUCCCGAACAGUACAAUUUGUCAUCAGGGUCACCAACUUGAGCAUGAAACGCGUGGUAUAUAUAACAGCAGUUCACGUUCAGCACUGCACGGCAGCAUAAAGAGAGAUUCUUCGAGUCUCAAUUAGUAGCAGAUAAAUUUUCCAAUCAGCAUCUAGACCAGAUAAAUCUCAAACCAAGAAUCUACUUUACCCGAGACUUUGCCGUGCGCUCAUUGGGCUCAAGCAUAUGCGAUAAACCGAAGUUCUAUCCGCCGCGCCAUCGCCUUCUUUCCCUCUUUAUAAAAGGCCAGCAAGGAGCUCAAGCUUCUUCCAACACCACAAUGGCUCACAACUUCGUGCCUGAUGCAUGGGGUUGGAUCAGCAGCCUGCCCCCAUUCUCCCAGUGGCGCACCAACACCAUGUCCCUCUGCAUCUGCGCCACGCCUUCAGCGUCGGCGUCAUCACAGCCGGCAUCAAUGACCCUCUCGGUUGCCAAAACACCUCCCACCCAGCCUUCCUACCUCACCUUCUCCAUCUCCGCCAACUACCGCGAGCCGAUAUUCCUGUGGACGUCGAAACCGGUCCACCUGAAAACCAAGGCGCAGCAAUCCCUGGACGAGCAAGACAUGGUGCAGCUGUUCGUCGACGUCGUGAACCAGGUGUUGCGGUACGGGCCAGACAACAGCAGCAAGCCGUCCUUCCGGUUCCCCAGGGGGCAGCAACUCCAUGGCGGCAGCUUCAGCGACGGGUUCAACAUAGUCUUCUUGUCCCUCGCCUUCCUGGUCUGCAUCUACGAGGCGCCUCGCGACCUCCGCCACGGGUGCCUGGACUCGCUGAGGACCCAGCUGACCGGUCCAAAGUGCAGAGGCGCUGCAAAGACCCUCGUCAAAAUGCUCGGCGCGAACCUCGAGGACCAGUGGAUGCAGACGAUGAACCUCGCGGUGACCAACUGGAUGGUUGAGCUGCGGUCCUCGCACCACACGCCCAGGGCAGCGUCACCGCUCUUCUCGUACGCCCUCCAGGCAAGCGGGCUCUGGAAGGUCCAGCUGUACUGCCCAGUGAUCGCCAUGGGCAUGGAGGAUCCUGCGGCAGCGGUGGCGCAGGAUGAGCGCCUUCUCUUCUCACUCACUUAUCAGCAACUUGAAGGCGUGGUCCAGCUAGCCUACAAAACAGUCAGAAGGGAUAACUGGAUUGAUAUCGAGGUAAAGGUGGAUAACAUAAGGUGCGACGUGGACCCUUUGGUCUCCGAGACCCUCAUGGCGGAGCGCGGAUAUGGUUCUGAAGAGAAGCAUUUCCCAUCUCGUGUCAUGCUGCAGAUCACACCUAUGCAACAAACAGAUGUACUGUCAGUUUCAGUCAGCAAGUCAUCCGACAACCCCACCCACGAGUUCGGUAUUGAGAAGGGCUUUGAGGGCUCGUUCGAUCCCCCACACUCAUUUGGUCUCAAGGCCUCUGUCGCUGAAAGCCUCACGCUGGCCAUGAAACCCUGGAAAUUCGAGCAGUCCGUGCACGGAAACACCGCAACCUUGAACUGGUUUCUGCACGACGGCAUGAACGGGAGGGAGGUUUGUGCUUCAAAGCCUUCCAAGCUUUCGCUGCUUCAGCCGAGGGCUUGGUUCCGUGACAGGUACUCAAAUGCGUACCGCCCAUUCACAAAGCAGGGUGGAAUCAUUUUUGCCCGCGAUGAGUAUGGAGACAGUGUAAACUGGAAGGUCUGUGGUGCGGCAUUAGGAAAGACUAUGGACUGGGAAAUCAGAGGCUGGAUUUGGCUAACCUACUGGCCAAACAAACAAAGGACCUCUCACAGUGAGACAAGGUGGCUUGAAUUCAGAGAAUGUCUGCAACUUCCCCUUACAAAGUUUCCAUAGUCUAUCUGUAGUAUUUCAAAUGAUGUGUAUAGCAGUGUUAGUGGUGUGUGUGCAUGUAAGACAGUAAGAGCUAUAAAUAAAGAAAUGAAGUUAUUAUGCUGUAGUUUUGCUAUACAUUUAAGAGAUAGAGAAAGAAAUUCCAAACGUGCCUCUUGGAGCAAUAUAAUGCAAGUCCUUUUUGUCUUUUGUGUGUGUGUGUG
Triticum aestivum (bread wheat) is the source of this 2160-nucleotide messenger RNA. RefSeq lists its product as uncharacterized. The coding region runs from base 434 to 1960 and encodes 508 amino acids. The transcript is spliced from 2 exons. NCBI's taxonomy places the organism in Eukaryota, Viridiplantae, Streptophyta, Magnoliopsida, Poales, Poaceae. The record is from RefSeq and is a predicted model, not a curated record.